Molecule: messenger RNA, 5982 nt
Organism: Triplophysa rosa
Lineage: Eukaryota; Metazoa; Chordata; Actinopteri; Cypriniformes; Nemacheilidae
Gene: exoc3l2a
Product: exocyst complex component 3-like 2a
Exons: 13
Coding region: 511-3342 (943 amino acids)
Biological process (GO): exocytosis; exocyst localization
Cellular component (GO): exocyst
Molecular function (GO): SNARE binding
Source: RefSeq, a predicted model, not a curated record
GGAGAACCUUUCUGUUUUACAAAAGGCUCUUUGUGGUGAAAAAAGAUUCUUCAGAUUCUAAAAAGGUAAGAAAAAGAUGGUUCUUUAAAAAAACAUUUGACUGAAUGGUUCUUUGUGGAACUAAAAUGGUUCUUUAUGGUAUCGCUGUGAAGAACCUUUUAAACCCUUUAUUUUUAAGAGUGUAUUAAUAUUGUAUAUUGAGUGUGCAUAUAAAUGUGUACACGUGUUGCAUGUGUGUGUGUGAAGAUUUGUGUGUGUUUGUUUAGGGAGGGUGUCUCUUUUUCCUGAGGAAAAUCCCUCAUCAUUUGGUAGCAGUGUGAAGGCUGCCUCCGACAUUCCAGCAGAAGGCCCAAAUCUUGGAGAGUAAAACACACACACACACACACACACACACAUACAGGCAUACUUUGUCUCUGUCUUACUGAUAGGCUCUCUACUUCACUCACAGACGCUGGGAUGGAUUUGCCCUGAGCUGACUGCCCACUUCAACAUAAGUUAACCAGCGCCAGAAUGCCCAUCCUCAAGAAGCUACCUGGCAGGUUCAAGAAUAACCAGAGCAAUGGCGAUCUCGUUCAAAAGAGUAACCUUGCUAAUGGUGAACUCAUCCUUAAAAGUAACCAUAGCAACGGGGAACUCAUUCUGCCACCAUCCGAUCUCAAUCCGUUUGAGGGGGCAUGGGCAGGCAUAGGGUGGAAUAAGGAAGACGGUGGAGUUUGGGAAAACGGACAAGACUACCAAUCUCAGGUGAGUGAGGCACUGGAGAAUGAGGCAAACGCAGAGCAGCGUGAAGUGUCGAAGGUCACCGAAGGAUCCAAAGAAAAGAGAGGAACUUUGGAACGCAUCUGUGGCUCGUCACCGCUGAAGACCCUGGGAAAGUUAGGCAAGGGGCUUCGCAUCACCGGGAGGAAUGUGUGGGGUGCUGCACCUUCACUACGAAGCGCCACUCUCCCGGCAACACCUUCCUCGGAUAAGAAGAAAAAAAGGAAUUAUAGAAGAGCCUCAGAGGAGAUCAUGACUUUACUAAGGCUGGCAGGUCGGCGUAAAGAGAGCAAACGCAGAGACAGUCUGCCUACUGGUGAUCUGAGCACUGAAAACGAUGAAGACAGUCGCAGACGUCCCUCGUUCCUCCGUAUGGUCAGUCUGAGCAAGCUCAGACGAGACUCACUAACAAACCACAGCUCCCAGGAGUCCGAGCAAGAGCUCGUAGAGGAAGAACAGCCAGUCAAACGCAGGGAGCCACUAUCAGUGUUGGAGAUCUUGCAGUUGGUUAAUCAGCGAGACCUGCUGCUUGCCGACACCCACAUUCAGGAGCUCGAGAGGGAGUGUGAACUUGACCCCUCCCUCUUGACACAAACCACAACCACACCCACUUCGACCACAUCCAGCAGUAUCACUACUCACACAUUGACCUCAUCUCCCUGGUUCCCCCUGCUGGCUGUUACAGGCAGUGAUGAUUCCGGUCCAAGCAUGUGGGACGCCGGGCUACGCAAAGUGAAAGACGUUGAGCUCCUUUACGAGGCCCUUCAGAGAGAGAUGUGGGAUGUGGUGAGGGAGUCGCUACGGCAACCGUGCACCGGACCUCAGCUGGGUCUUGUGGUGCUGGUCAUACAGCAAGAGGAACAAGCUGACAAGGUCUGGGCCAUGCAUCAAGAGGCGCAGUCCAACCUUCAAGCUGAAGAUCAUUCCGAAGACCGCCCCGUCUCAUGUGAGGGCGCGCGACCAUCCAAGCGACCCAGGAGGAUGCGUCAAAGGUGGGUGGAGGCAGUGGUAGAGGCAGCCAACUGGUGUCUUCCACAGCCGGGGGGCAUCGCUGCAGGUCAGAUGGGCAUGUAUUUGGAGCGUUUGAGGGGCAGGGUGGUGGAAGACAUGGACGCAGCACGUCGCAAUGUGGUGGCGGUGUAUCCUGAGGAGUUUGCCGUGUUUCAGGUCUACAUGCAGAGUUAUCACAAGGCUGUUGCCAAACGGCUGAAGAGCAUCACUUGUGGACCCAUUCAGAUCACAGAUAUAUAUUCGCUGCUGGACUGGAUCUACAACAUUUACAAGAGGGACGUCUUGGCUACAGUUGGAGCGAUGGGCACCAUAGUGUGUGAAGCUCUAGAUCCUCUUCUGCCAGAUGAUGUCAUAGAUCGGCUGGAACAGGACUGUGUCGACAAUGUUUGGGAGAAGGUGACUACUGAGCUGUCUCAGGUUUUGGAAGAGGAGGAGAAGCGUUGGGCUCAGAAGUUGCACAUUGAAGAGUAUCAGUCUGGCCUUGCCCGAUCGAUUAUACAGAGGCUAAAAGUAGAUUUGGACAGAUCAACAGCUGUCAGUCAGCCAUUAGGAGCCCGCAUUGCUCGUUGCACCUUGAAUGGACUUGCAGAUUUUCUGCACAGUUUCCAGAGAAAGGUUGAGAUGUUCCACAACACACAGUCAGAGUUUGGGGAUGGUGGGGAUGGUUAUGUCUCCAGGACAAUUGCUCUUGUCAACUGCGUUCCACCAUUCAGGAGUUUUGUGGAGCGCUGUCGUCUGUGUGACACUCUCGGCAGUGAGGACGUCUCUCAGCGAGCUCAUUCCUCUCUAGAGCGAAUUGUCAACCAGUCUGUGCGAGUUCUCGCUGACAUACUGUUUGAACAUAUCAGGCCAUUCUAUGAUAAGCUGGUAAAGAGGAAGUGGCUAGAGAACACCGAGGCCUACGAGAGCAUUGAGACAUCCAUUAAACAGCACUUUAAAAGGUUUCGCAGAAUGGACUGCCCUCCAUAUCAGACAUUGGUGAAUGAGGUGCACAGGCGGGUCCUGGUUGAAUAUGUGCGUGCCAUCAUGAGAGGGCGGGUCAUCUGUACAUCACUCAAAAUGAGGAAGAGAGUGGCAUUCCGUCUGCAAGAUGAAGCCAAACAACUCAAGGCUCUGUUUAAAGAUCUGGAGUCAAAUGCAUCCUGGUUGGACAGUGUGAUCGUUCACCUGGCAGACAUCAUAGUGCUGGAAGAUACACCCUCUAUUCAGAUGGAGGUUGGAGUUUUGGUGAAGGAGUUUCCAGAUAUACGGAGGAGACACAUCUCUGCUGUGUUAAACGUCCGCGGGAUGGUGCAUCAGACAGACCGCCAGGAGAUCUUAGCCGUCGUCCGGGACUUCGAGACCAGCGACAUCUCCAUUAAUCUGCCCAGAGAUCGCGCCCUCUUCUCUGAAAUCGCAGUGGCCAAAGACAUGCCUUGUCUGGGGCUGGUUCUGAUCCGCUGUGCUCUGACUGUGUCAUCGUGGGUCGGCAGUGCCAGACCGCAUCGUAAACACAGCAGAAGGAGCCGGAAAGAGAAGCACGCAGACGGGAGACCACAGUUGAUGCGCACAAAGCGUUUUAAUGAGCCUUAAAGAUGAUACAGUACAGCAUAACUACACAGUACAGCAUUCUAUUUAAAAGAUAAACAACAAAUACAACACAAUAAAUAAAUGUAUUGUUUGUAUACAACAACAUAAGAAUAAAAUAAGUAGGGGAAGGUUUGCAUAUUUAUCUGAAAACAUUCAUUGUUGACAUCCCUGACAGGAAAAUUAUUAAAUGAAUUGUUUAGUCUGUUCUGUUCUCAGUCAGCUAGAUGAGUAUGCGGGCAGAAUCUGGUCAAAAGGGAGAACAAGAUGAGAAGUAAAAUCACAAUAAGGCCUGUCCUUCAGAACACAGCUGCAGUGAAAUAAACCAGUGGGCACUUCAAAAGACAGGAAAUAUUCUAUAAUUCUCAGGCUUUUAACAGACUGUUAAUAGGCUGCUGUGUACUGAGUAUCUGGAUCUCUGUUGUGUGAACAAACCCAUGAUUAAAGCAGAGUGGCACAGUACUUUAAAGUACUUUUACAGUAGUACGGUGAAGAUGUGCUAAAGCUGAGAAUUUUAGUAGUAACUUGUAUAGGCUGUGCUCAGUGCUUACAGAAACAGGCCGCAUAUACACUGCAGGUCUUGAUGCCCAUUUCCGAUUUGUUGACUUUGAUCUUAAUUUUUUGAUGACCAACUUACAUCAUCAAAACAUUCCAAGGCAUACCUGGAAGGCUAAAGAAAGUAAAAUGGGUUAUACAAGGUUUUGCUUUCAUUGCACAUUUAAAGAGUCAUGAAAACAAAAUACUUAUGAAAUGAAAAUAGUCAUGAAAAAAGUAAUGAUAGUGGUUGAUAUCUACCAAGGUUUACGUUGGUUACCAACGUUACUUUUUCAGUGAGGUAUGACUUGCAUAGAUGGGGAUAUCCAAUCUGUCUGCUGACAUGAUACAAAUGCACAUUUCUAAUUUAUUUCCACAUACGGUUGCUGCCUAAAUCUAUAUGUGCUUUUUACAUGCCUACACGUUUGUGCCUCUUUUCCGAUUUGUACCACACUGAAGGAAACCGUUCGGAAUUGGAUAACUUGAGCAAUGUAGUGUAAAUGCAAGAAUCUCUCAGCAUAGCAGAGGCAUGUAGUGAUGUCAUCGGGUACAACAGUACAUACACCUUUCAGUUUCAAAUGAUAUGAUUUAGACAAGAGCAAAUAUUAAAAAAGUUUAAACUUGAUUGGUUUGUGACAUUUAAACAUGCUAAUUCCUCUUUUUAUGAGUGGCUUUAAAUUCUGAUGAUCUGUUUUUAUGUUUAAUCUAUACAACUCCAACACUGAGAUUAAUGAUGAAAGAUUCUGACAAUGUACAUGAUAUUUUUUCAGCUUUUAAGGUAAAUAAGAAAUAAAGACCCAUUGAAAUAAAGUAAAACCUAAUACAAGUAGAAUUUUUGUUGUUUUUAAUUUAAAGGUAAAGUUCACCCAAAAGUUAAAAUACUGUCAUCAUUUACUCACCCUCUUGUCAUUUCAAACCUGUAUGACUUUCUUUCUUAUUCAGAAUACAAAAGAAGAUAUUCUAAGGAAAGUUGGUAACCAAACAGUGCCGGCACCCAUUCAUUUCUCUUGCAUGGACACAAAACCAAUGCAAGUGAAUGGGUGCCGGUUACCAACAUUCUUCAAAUGAUCUUCUUUUGUGUUCUGCAGAAGAAAGUGUCCUUUUAAGUGUUCCUGGGGGAGCUAAAGGAUGCCUUAAUAAGCCUUGCAAAAUUACUUGCUCUCUACAGGUUUAUUUUUGUUGUGUGGAUGUAUGUGUUACCUGGGUUCAGGUUAAAUUGAGGUUGAGCUCUGCCGCCUGUCAGCAGAGGGAUGUUUUGGGUAACUGCUCUAUUCCUGUUGUUCUGAGAGGUGCCAAACGAGUCCUCUUAUCAGAGCCAAGUAUACACACCACCACAGGCAGUCACUUCCUUUUCAACACAACAGCUCCGUUUUAGCCCAAACAAUCUUGCAGUCACAGAAACGCGUGCACACACAUACAAACAUAUAUAGAACGAAAAUAAUAAAAUAACCUUAAAAUAGCGGGCAUUCACUUUCAGUAUUAUGAAACUACAGAAGCUCCGAAAUAAAAAUUGUGCAUUUAGAUUUCCUCGAUAAAUUUGACAUUUGCUUUUACUACAUUUUGUAGAUUAAUGCAGUAAAAAAAAGAGGCACUUUAACCUGCAAGGUUUUUAUGUCAUAUUUUCAGUGUUUAGUGUGAUUUCAUUUUUACCCUUUGAUGUAAUUUUUUUUAUUAAACACUUUAAUGUUUGUGCGUUAUGUAAGGGAUAAUGUACAGGCAGCCGGAUGUUAUCACAGAAAUAAGACCCGACAGUGUGCCGUGAAGCGGAGGGUCUUUUAUCACACUGAAGCGGCUUAUUUCGCGAUAACAGCCGGCUGCUUGUACAUUAUACCGCUUAUUACACGGCUACUUGCCACAUGAGAAAAAAACUGGACAUAACAUGUGAAUUUGAAAUAUUUUAUUAUCUCAUUUUUACCGAAUGCAGACCUUCCACGUUUAUUUCGGUUUUAAAGUAAGAAACGAUGUUCAAACAUCACGAACAGGCAAAUUGGUUUAAUCAUUUGUAAAUAUAAUGUCAUAUAUGUUAUUAAAAGACAUAUUUAUAAUUCAUUUUGUGUAAUAUUAAACUGCCCCUCUCAAUAAACUGUGUUAGUUUUGAGCGGUUGCAACCCU